GCCCGCGCGCCUCUGGGUGCGCGCAUGCAGGACCCGUCCCUACAGCAGCAGCCUGCCGCGGAGCCGUGGAGCCGGGAGCGUGGAGCCGCCAGGAGCGCACCGAGAGAGAGCCACAGAAGAUGGACGGAGCGGGAUCGUUCGGAGCGGGCCGGACCGGGUCCAGCAUCGACCCGAUCACCUUCGCCAAGCAGCCGCAGACCAUCCUCAGGGUGCUGUCAUGGAUAUUUUCCCUGGUGGUCUUCGCCUCCAUCGUGAACGAGGGCUAUGUCAACAUGGGCAGCGAGCGUCUCCACUGCGUCUUCAACAAGAACGCCGACGCCUGUAACUACGGCGUGUUCGUGGGCCUCGUGGGCCUGCUGGCGUGCUCCUUCUUCUUCCUCCUCGACUACAAGUUCUCCUCCAUCAGCUCUGUCAAAGACAGGAAGAAGGCCAUCAUGCUUGAGAUUGGCUUCUCAGGUUUCUGGACCUUCCUGUACUUUGUAAGUUUCUGUUUCCUGGCCAAUCAGUGGUCUCGGACCACGGCUGAUGAGCUGCCACUCAACGCGGGGGCGGACGCAGCUCGGGCAGCAAUCACCUUCUCUUUCUUCUCCAUAAUCACCUGGGCGGGUCUAACGGUGCGUGCGGUCCAGAAGUAUCUGCUGGGCACAGACAUGACCCUGUUCACCACGGAGCACAUGGAUGGCGGCGCCCCCACCCAGCCGUACCCCUCCAAUUCACCAGUAGGCGUAACCACUGAGACCAUAGAGACCUACCAGAGCCCACCUUUCACUGAGAACAACGCAGCACCCACAUACCAGGUUCCCAUUUACUAGAGCUGACAGACCCGAUGGUGGAAGAGGAAGCUUUGGGGGGGAAGGGUUGAAAAGUUAAAAAGAAAAAUCACUUUCUGUGAUGUUACACGUGCAGUUGUUUAUGUGUUGAUCUGAUUUUUCUGCAACUGUUAAAAAAAUGGCCUCCG
Hippoglossus stenolepis (Pacific halibut) is the source of this 958-nucleotide messenger RNA. It is a transcript of the gene syngr3a, whose product is annotated as synaptogyrin 3a. The coding region runs from base 120 to 812 and encodes 230 amino acids. The record is from RefSeq and is a predicted model, not a curated record. The transcript is spliced from 4 exons. Gene Ontology annotation, cellular component: synaptic vesicle membrane; neuromuscular junction. NCBI's taxonomy places the organism in Eukaryota, Metazoa, Chordata, Actinopteri, Pleuronectiformes, Pleuronectidae.